AUGGGCGCCGCGCUGUCCACGGGGCGGUCGGUGACCGUCACGCAUCGCCAGGACGCGCUGGCGCGGCUGCGGGAGCGCGCGCACUCGCUGCUGCAUCUGUGGGUGCGCUUCUGGAUCUUCGCCACGGGCCUGGAGCGGCACGAGGAGCUGGCGUGGCGCCUCGUGCAGCAGCUCAAGCACCGCGUGGUGCGUACGGCGGCCGAGAAGCGCGCGUUCGUGCACCACGUGACCAUGACGCUCGUGGAGCUCUGGCUGCGCACACUGCGCGCGGUGGUCGUGCCCGACGUGUUCGCGCGCUACCUGUGCGCGACAUUCGUGCUGCACAUAAUCUACGAGCUGCAGUCGGUGGCUCGUCGGGUGCUGGGCAACGCAUGUCUGCGCCUCACAGCCAAGGGCAGACGCACGCUCAGGCUGCGCCAGCAGCUGGAGAACGUCAAGUCCUUCCAGGAACGCCAGUCCAUCGCCGGCGAGCUGGACAAGCUCGAGGGCAAGGACAAGUGGCGCGAGGACCCGGCGUCCGGACUCUUCCUCUACGAGAGGGUCAUGAACAAGACGCAGAUGUACAAGAGGCUCAAGCUCGAGAACGACGUCAUGGGACUCAUGUUCGCGCUGCGAGCCGGACUGCUGAGGAAGCACUGGGGGCUCGGCAACCCGAGACUGUACUCGGUCAGCAAUGGUACGCUCGCUGCUGGCUUAAAUAGGCACCUUAUCGAGGAGUAUCUGGACACGAUUGUGCAAGCGAUGAACGUCGUGCUGCGCGCGAAAGGGACGGAGGAAGAGAACAACGACGAGCUGUCCAUUGACAAUAAGCUGGCGUUCUUCAGCGAGACCCGUCACGCAUUUGGGCGGUCAGCAUUGAUGCUAUCAGGCGGUGGAGCGCAUGGAUUCUACCACGCCGGAGUGAUCAAGGCACUCGUGGAGAAUAACUUGCUGCCGAAUGUGAUUGCAGGAUCCUCGGCUGGUUCGAUCUUGGCGGGGGCGAUUGGAGUUCGUAACGAUGAUGAGGCGCUGGGUUUUUUAUCAGGAGAAUCCGUGAACUUGAACUUCUUGGGACCGAAUAUCACGGAGCAGGACCGAGUCGAUUACACGCCGUCAUUCCUGUCCCCCGCAAAGUUGCUGCUGCCAAAGGGUGGGUUCGAGGUCAUUCGAGAUGCCUUCAUUCUUCUCAGUCGAUUCCUAGACAAGCACUAUGUGCUGGAUACGAAAACGCUCCGGGACUGUUUGCGAAGUGCCAUGGGUGACUACACUUUCAGAGAGGCCUAUGACAGAACGGGUCGGAUCAUCAACAUCACAGUGACCCCGCUGAGUGCUGAUGAUUAUCCGCAGCUCCUCAACUAUCUUACAGCCCCGAACGUGAUUAUCUGGUCAGCAUCCCUAGCUUCGUGUGCGAUUCCUAAUGUGUUCCGUCCAGUGGAGCUGCUGGCCAAGGACGAGCAUGGAAACAUUGUUCCCUAUUUCCGUGAGGGUUUGAAGUGGAGUGACGGUAGCGUCGAGUGUGAUCUGCCCAUGGAGCGUCUCUCGGAGCUAUUCAACGUUAAUCACUUCAUUGUCAGCCAAGUCAACAUUCACUACAAGAUUGUGUCUGGUCACUCAGCGUUUGGAAAUGGACAGACCGGCAGUCUCAUGAGCUUCUUGAAGAAGCAGAUGAAGGCCUACAUCAAAAAUAUCGCUGAGUUUGGCCUAAACACUUCCGUUCUGAAGUUCCUCGACAUCGGGCUGGUCCCUUUGAUCACUCAGAAGUAUGAGGGCGACAUCACCAUCUGCCCCACUGACAAGAUCUCCGCUGUGAAACUACUGCGGACAGUGCUAAGUAACCCGUCCCGUGAAACUUUUCCAGAGAUUUUGCUGGCCGGUGAGCGAGCGUGUUGGCCUGCUCUCGCUCGAAUUCGCACCAUGUGUCGUGUCGAGUUUGCCUUGGAACGCGCUGUAAGAUACUUGCGAGGCGAGCAAGCACUGGAAGACGAACGACGAAGUGGGCGGAAGGCCAUUGGUCGUGUGCCUUCAUUCUACACCUCUCCGAGCUCUAUGAACUUGUCCAACCUGGAUCAGUCGCCUCCUACACCACGAAACUACGCGUCACCACCACCCAGCGAGGGGAGGCGUACUCGACACGCCAGUCUUGACGAUGCAGAAUUUGUGGACGCAAUGGGCAGUCCAGUCGCUAAUCCCAUGCGCCGAAACAGGUCGAUGAACAUUGCAGGCGCCGUCCUGUCGAUAGAUGGAGGUGCCAACGCUUCCGACUUCAGCCACUUUGAUCUGUAA
This is a messenger RNA of Phytophthora sojae, 2262 nucleotides long. RefSeq lists its product as hypothetical. Lineage: Eukaryota; Oomycota; Peronosporomycetes; Peronosporales; Peronosporaceae. The coding region runs from base 1 to 2262 and encodes 753 amino acids. The record is from RefSeq and is a predicted model, not a curated record. The transcript has 2 exons. Gene Ontology annotation, biological process: lipid metabolic process. Gene Ontology annotation, molecular function: triacylglycerol lipase activity.